Messenger RNA from Camponotus floridanus (Florida carpenter ant), 1724 nucleotides. RefSeq names its product sodium/potassium/calcium exchanger 4. Bases 120 to 1631 code for a protein of 503 amino acids. Gene Ontology annotation, molecular function: calcium, potassium:sodium antiporter activity; calcium channel activity. The transcript has 9 exons. Gene Ontology annotation, biological process: calcium ion transmembrane transport; intracellular calcium ion homeostasis. Gene Ontology annotation, cellular component: membrane. The record is from RefSeq and is a predicted model, not a curated record. NCBI's taxonomy places the organism in Eukaryota, Metazoa, Arthropoda, Insecta, Hymenoptera, Formicidae.
UAAUCAUUGCGUGUCGCAUCGCGUCGCAAAAACGUCAAGAGACCAAUCACUUUGCAUAUUUCGCUUUGUAAAAAUCACCCGAAAAAUCACCCUCGUCGCACGUUCUUACAUAACGAAGAAUGGUAUGGCGGCACAGACAGACGGUCGGAUACCGGAUAUUUCUCGUUAUUACUAUACCAGCUACGUACUUUUUUUACAUCAGUAUAAUGGGACUGUUCUCUGACAGUUCGUCUACAAUCGGCUACGAAACGAAUUGGCAAGGACGUAAAUUGCUACAGGCGAGCGAGUUGAAACAACAAGGGAACGAUAGUUACAACUGCACGCCGCCGGCAAUCAAAGAAUUCCCGCCCGACGGAUUUACGCGGGAGCAAAGACAGGCAGGAUUUAUAAUAAUCCACUUCGUCAUCGCUAUCUAUCUGUUUUUAUUACUUGCUAUUGUCUGCGACGAUUAUUUCGUUCCCUCUAUUAAGAAAAUUUGCGAGCGUCUUAAUGUCACCGAGGAUGUGGCUGGUGCGACCGUGAUGGCGGCUGCGAGUUCGAGUCCGGAAUUGUUCAUCAACGCCAUUGGUACCUUCGUGACGGAAGGUGAUUUGGGAGUAGGCGCUAUCGUCGGUUCCGCGGUAUUCAAUAUAUUAGCAGUACCUGCGUGUUGCGCAUUAUUUGCGAAUAAAGUGCUAAAUUUGGAAUGGUGGCCCGUGUCGCGCGAUACGCUGGCAUACGCUGUGACGGUUCUCCUCUUGAUCUUGACUCUGCGAGAUGAACGUAUCGAGUGGUACGAGGCGCUCAUCCUCAUCACUUGUUAUAUUCUGUAUAUAACAGCAAUGUGUUUCAAUCGUCGUAUCAAUAAUUUCAUAAAUCGAGUAACAUCUAAAAGGAAAAAAUAUAAAAAUAUCUGCGAAGAGAGCCCUCUACUUCUAUCAAAUAACUUGGUCAAAGAAACGGAGAUUUGUGGAUUUUCAAGUUCGAGUGAGCCGGACGAAUCACUCGAUAUAGUAAACAUGAUGUCUUGGCCGAAUUCAACAUGCCAGAAAAUGUGGUGGAUAAUCACUUGGCCCAUUAAUCUAAUAUUACUCAUCACUAUUCCCGAUUGUAGAAGAAGCAAAUUACGAUUCUUAUAUCCCUUUACGUUUCUUAUGUGUGUAAUAUGGAUCGCGACUGCAUCCUACAUUAUUGGAUGGGUCAUUACUGUUAUCGGUAAUACUUUUAGAAUUCCUGAUUCUAUUAUGGGCUUGACGUUUCUCGCUGCGGGAAUGAGCGUACCUGAAGCAGUUUCAAGUGUUAUCGUUACAAAUCAAGGUCUCGGAGCUAUGGGAAUAAGUAAUUCGAUCGGAUCAAACGUAUUUGAUAUAUUAUUGUGUCUCGGAUUGCCAUGGUUUAUCAAAUCUACGCUAUUGCCGAAAAUACCCGGGCAAUAUUACGUUCAGAUCAAUUCUCAAGGAUUAGUUUACAGUUCUGUAUCUCUCUUUUCUACGUUAAUCGUCUUAUAUGGAGCUUUACUUAUUAACAGAUUUAAAUUAAAUCGAACAGUCGGGAUUAUCUGUUUUGUAAUGUACAUCGUAUUUUUGGUAUUCGCAUCCGUUAUAGAACUCAAUACAUUCUUUAUCGUUAAUUUACCGAUAUGUAUCGAGUAGAAAAUAUAUCAAUCUUAUUCAUAUGUAAUAUUUAUAUUUUGUAAAUAUCUAUGUGAAUCUAUAUGCACACAUUUUACUUAAAACGUUUGUACA